Molecule: messenger RNA, 1609 nt
Organism: Seminavis robusta
Lineage: Eukaryota; Bacillariophyta; Bacillariophyceae; Naviculales; Naviculaceae
Source: the annotation of a GenBank genome assembly
GUUCGAUGCCACCAAUCUUGCAAGCAUUGGCAAGUGGCAUCCACACAACACAGCAACACACAACACAGCAACCCGCCGGUAACUUGGAGUUCUCAUCAGCUGCUCCCAGGCUUCUCAAUCUCCUUUGUAUUGAGAUCAUUCAUCAACUGGUUGCCUCUUUUAUUGAAACAAAAUUACUAGUUGUCUUCCUUUGGACGGACUUUGAUUUGAUCCCAUGUGGUUUUCCAAGAGCAAUCUGCUACCCUCGCUUCUCUUGCUGGUAGUAUCUUCCAGAGCCUAUGCUCGCAUUCGCAAUGACGACAAUCCAACCGGACGGGACAUCCACAUUGUGAACGAGUCGGAUGUCAAGGUGGACAUCUUUUGGAUCAAUCCUCAGACCAAAGAACUCGUCAAGAGUAUUGAUACCGGAAUUCUCAAGGGUACCGAUUCCAUCAUUAACAGCUACAUUGGUCAUGAAUUUGAAAUCCAGGAACUCCCUCGCAAGACGACUGGCAAAUGUCGCGGCGAGAAUGAAGAAUGUCGAAAGGCAUAUUUCGUGGUGACCAGCAACGAUGAUCAACGAUUCACCAUUGAAAAGGAUAUUUCCAUCACGUACAUGGAUGCCCGCAGUCGAGCUUUGGAAAAAGCCAAAAAGGUUUCCGAAGAAUGUCCCAUGCCAGAACCCUCGGCAUCGGGAGAAUUGCCCGAUCUGGAAGAAUGGGCCGAAUGUUUGCAAAAAGGAAUCAAUGCCACUUUGGAUGUUUCCAGAGAAGAAAUUGAAUUCCAAGCCGGAGUCCGAAAGAAUAUGGGUCGAAAAUUGGUGGAUUAUGCCUGUUCCGAUGAAGAAUUUCCAACCACCAAGUCCACUUACAAUCAAACACUCAAUCUGGGAUUGGGAGCCACUCGAAAUCCCAAAAUGCAAUUUUUGUUCCAGUCGGAAACCAGCAAAGUGAUCUUAUUGGAGAAUUUUGUUGCUCGUUCGCAAUGCCGGUGGUUGAAAGAAAAUGCUGCCAAAGGAGGGAAGAAUCGACUGGACUGGUCGGCGAUUAAUGAUGUUGCCAUUCGGACUGUGGUGGAGCGCAUCUACAAGGCAUUGGAUCAAGCAUUGGAUUAUUACCAAGAACCCAGCCAUCUGGAUCGACAAAGGCAAAAUUCAGCCAGGCUGCCACCGUUGUUUCUAUUGCACACCUAUGAAAAGGGCGACGAAGCUAGUCGGUUUUUGGCAGAAGAGCAUAUCAGUCAUCCUCUCAUUGGUACCUUUAUGCUGUUUUGUGAUGCCCCAGAAAAGGGAGGUGCAAUUCAUUUCCCCAAGUCAGGCACUCAUGUCAGGCCAGAAGCAGGAAGUGCACUGCUUGUGACCUAUAUGGAGCCUAGCACCGGAGAAACUUCAGAAGAUGUAUUCACGGCAGAACAUGUGGAUUGUCCUGUGGCGGAAGGAAAGCAGACGACACUCAAAUAUCACAUUCCCGUUCCUCGCGAAUAAGAAACAUGACAUCUUUUCACUAUGCAAUGCAUUUGUUUAUUGAUGGUGGCAGUGAAGAUGAUGAUGAACUAUGAACUUUUAGGAAGAAGUAGGAGUCAGUAGAAUUAUAAAUACAGGAAGUAACAAUAAAAUUGAAUUUCACUUUUU